AUGUCACCUUAUGAAGCGCUGUAUGGAAGGCCAUGCAAAACACCUUUGUGUUGGACGGAAGUGGGAGAAAGAAGAAUGUUUGGAUCGCCUAUCGUACAAGAGACUAUGGUUAACCUGGAGACGAUUCAAACCAACAUGAAGAAGGCUCAAGACCGUCAGAAGAAGUAUGCUGACCAGUCCAGAAGAGAGGUAACUUUUGAGAUAGGAGAUUGGGUCUACUUGAAGGUUACUGCACAGAAAGGGAAGGACAGAUUUGAGGAUAUGCAUCUACAUCCGGUGUUCCAUGUUUCCAUGCUUCGGAAACAUAUACGGGAUCCAAGUGCUGUUGAGCCCGAGAGAAUUGAGGAGCUAAGGACGAAUCUUACAUACCCGGAAGGACCAAUCCGACUUGGAGAAAGGCGUAUUCGGAAGCUGAAGAAUCGUGAGAUUGCCCAAGUACAAGUAUUCUGGGGAAGACAAAACAGGAUUCAUGUCACUUGGGAAGAUGAAGCGAGAUUCAAGGCCGAUCACCCGGAGUUUUCCGAGAGGAUGUUGUGA
Raphanus sativus (radish) is the source of this 537-nucleotide messenger RNA. RefSeq lists its product as uncharacterized. NCBI's taxonomy places the organism in Eukaryota, Viridiplantae, Streptophyta, Magnoliopsida, Brassicales, Brassicaceae. The coding region runs from base 1 to 537 and encodes 178 amino acids. The transcript has 2 exons. The record is from RefSeq and is a predicted model, not a curated record.